Messenger RNA from Condylostylus longicornis, 2526 nucleotides. RefSeq lists its product as uncharacterized. NCBI's taxonomy places the organism in Eukaryota, Metazoa, Arthropoda, Insecta, Diptera, Dolichopodidae. Bases 1 to 2526 code for a protein of 841 amino acids. The transcript is spliced from 6 exons. The record is from RefSeq and is a predicted model, not a curated record.
AUGGAUGAUUUAGCAUCAAAACAAGUGCAGUUGGACAUAUGGGCAGAGUUUCAAGAAAAUCAUAAAUCAAUAGAAGAUGGAACACAGGCUGACCAUAUGUAUUUUACGGAAAAGGUAAAGGAAGAACUUCAAUCAGGAAGUUCUGUAGAAAAUGAAGAAAUUAAAAUUUUUGUCAGAGGAUAUCAAAGAAACAUAGUAAAGUUGAUGAAGAUAAUGAACAAUGUGAAAACAAAAGAUCAAUCAAGACAAUACUAUGAAAUCAACAUACAACAUUUACAAACUAAAUGGGAUGAGAUACAAAAAGAUGAGCGUGUUAUUUCAAGCAGAGCAGAAUAUCCUGAGAACUAUGGUUAUGAUGUUGAAGAAUUUGAAGACACGGAAACGGAGGUGCAAAACCUCAUAAUUACAUUAUCUGAGGAACUGGCCAAGCUGUCGGAAAAAAAUAAUCAAUCGCUUAGAGAUGUUGAGAAGAUGUAUUAUUUGAAUAGCAAUCUUAUGGGAGAACCACUGAAGUUAAUAGGACAUCUGGCAAUUUCAGAAGCAAAUUACAAAGUAGCAUGGAAGAUUCUUGAAGACAGAUAUGAUAACGCUCGGUUAUUAAUUUCAACUAUUUUAGAUAAAUUCAUUAAUCAACCGAGUCUAGUUGCCGGCUCAGCAAGGUCAUUAAAGUCCAUGUUUGACACAACGAAAGAAUGUAUCCUUCUGCUAAAAAAUGUAAAAGUUAUAAAAAGUGAUUCUUGGGAUCCUAUUCUUCUGCAUAUAUUGUAUAAAAAAUUAGAUAAAGAUACACAUACAAUAUACGAACAAACAUUAAAAUCUCCUAGACAAAUUCAGUCUUUAGAUGAAUUCAUGAAGUUUUUGGAGUUGAGAUUCCAGUCAUUUGAGGCCUUAGGAGCCAAGUCAUACGCAACAAAACAAAUUUCUAAAAAAGAUAAUAAUUCCCACUCAUUUACUGUCAUAGAUGGGGCAAAAUGUGCAAUUUGCCAUAACACAAAAACAUGUUAUUCCCGAGGUUGCAGAAAAUGUAACAAGAAACAUAACACCUUAUUACAUGAUGAUUAUAAGGUAGUUCAAAACAAACCACAAAUCAAUACAACAGUUAAUAUGGCAGAAGACAACAGCAACAAUUACGUUUUUUUGGGAACAGUGCAAGGCAUUGUGUUAGAUAAACACAAUAAAGAAAUUGAAUGUAGAAUUUUAUUAGAUUCCGGUUCUCAAAUCAAUUUCAUCAGUGAGAGAUUAAGAAAAAGAUUGCAGCUGGAACCAUCAAAUCAAGGGCUUUCAAUUUACGGUAUUGGAAAAACAGAAGUAGAAUCCAAAGGCAGAGUAAACUUGACAAUAAAUUCAAGAAUAAAUAAUUUCUCAACAAAUAUCGAGGCAAGAGUGAUUAAAGAAAUAACCAGUUUACAACCACAGAGAUUUAUAAAUAUUUCAACUUGGAAUAUACCGCAGAAAGUACAGCUGGCUGAUCCCAAUUUUAAUAAACCACAAAGGGUUGAUGUUCUAUUAGGUGCGGAAAUGUUUAGCGAACUAUUAAGGAUAGGGCAGAUAAAAUUGAACAAACAUUUGCCCAUGUUUCAAAAUACUGUAUUUGGUUGGAUUGUUAUUGGAAAAGUGCACCAAGAAGUUCCAUUUGCUGGAGUAUCUAACAGUGAAUUAGAAAACCAAUUGCAAAGAUUUUGGGAAGUAGAAGAUAUAGGCACAGAUGUAAUUAUGAAGCCAGCUGAUGUGAAAUGUGAAGAAUAUUUUAUGAAUACAUCAGAUCGAGAUCAAGAGGGUAGAUUUGUAGUGAAUCUGCCUAUUUUGGGAUCCCCAGGGGUGCUGGGGGAAUCCAAAAAUAUUGCGUUUAGAAGAUUUCUAAACCUUGAGAAGAAAUUAGGAAAGGAUGUAAGACUCAAACAACAAUAUAUUGAGUUUUUAGAAGAUUACUUGAAGUUAGGACACAUGAAAGAAGUGAAUGAAGUUGACAUUCCGCAAAUACACUACUUUAUGCCUCAUCAUGGCGUGUGGAAACCGAAUAGCAGUACUACAAAAUUAAGGGUUGUAUUUGAUGCGUCAUAUCAAAAUUUACAAAUGAUAAUGUGGCGUUCAGAUCCUAGGGACAGAAUUCACUAUUUUAAGCUAACAACAGUAACCUAUGGUACGAAGGCAGCACCAUAUCUGGCUACUAGAUGUUUGAAACAGUUAUCAGCAGAUAAGUUCAGUCAGUACCCAUUAGCAGCAAAGGCUAUCAAAGAUUUUUAUGUAGACGAUGUUAUUACGGGAUGUAAUAGUCUUACAGAAACUAUUGAAUUGAAAAAGCAGUUAAUAUCAAUGUUAAAAACAGCAAAAUUCCAUUUGCAUAAGUGGUCUUCAAAUAAUGACAAAAUAAUGGAAGAUGUUGUUGAAGAAGAUCGAGAAAAAGAAAAGGUUUUUGAAAAAGAAGAAUCCGGUUACAUUAAGACUUUAGUUCGAGACAUCUGUUUUAGAGGAUUCAAACAAAUUGACAAAACGAAAGGUGGCAUCAGAAGCAGCUCAGCUCUUUGA